This is a messenger RNA of Hypanus sabinus (Atlantic stingray), 2130 nucleotides long. Its product is annotated as claudin-23-like. Gene Ontology annotation, biological process: cell adhesion; bicellular tight junction assembly. Gene Ontology annotation, molecular function: structural molecule activity. The coding region runs from base 168 to 869 and encodes 233 amino acids. NCBI's taxonomy places the organism in Eukaryota, Metazoa, Chordata, Chondrichthyes, Myliobatiformes, Dasyatidae. The record is from RefSeq and is a predicted model, not a curated record. Gene Ontology annotation, cellular component: plasma membrane; bicellular tight junction. The transcript is spliced from 2 exons.
AUUCAUGUUGGCAUGUACAAUGGGACCAAAACCUGUCUUUCUAGUUUCUUGUAAACCGAGAGAUUCGGUUGCCCUGUACAAAAGAGGUGGCUGUUUUUUUUACAAAACCCGUGCUCUGCUUGCGAGAGUGAGGGAACCAGUCUAGCCGAGGUCGGAAAGCGUCAACGAUGCGGACCCCGCUGGUGAUGAUCUUGGGCUUGGUUUUAGCCCCCGCCGGAUUUGUGUUGAUUCUCACCUGCACCGUGGCUCCCGCCUGGAGAGACGUCGCCGAAAUCCCUACCGGAGCUACUGUGGACGAGGUGCACCAUCAGGGGCUCUGGGAAAUCUGCAGGUCCGUGGCGUCGGUGCGAUCGCUGUCCUGCGACCUACAGGACGAUGUCUACUUUGCCGAUCAAAUCGUCAGGAUCGCCAAAGGACUGACCAUUGCCUCUCUGGUGGUGUCGGCGGGUGGCAUCCUGCUGGCGUCCUUUGGGGUGCGUUGCUGGACGGAGCCGCCCCGACCAGCCAUCGUCGGAGUGGCAGGGCUCAUCCUAGUGGCCGGCGGUAUCCUGAUCCUCAUCCCGGUCUCCUGGUAUACGGAUCAACUCAAUCAAAUCCCCAACACUGUUGGUGGCAAUAAGCUGACGGUCGGAUACGCCGCAGUCCUGGGAUUCAUUGGAGGAGGCCUAAUCAUUAUUGGCGGAUUUGCUCUCAUGUUUAGUUUUGGCAUGUUACGGAAAAGCAAGAGUCCAGCGUUAAAGAAUUAUCACGCGAGGAGCACAACCCAGCCCGCCGACAAACAUCAAACUGGGAUUGCCAGCCCAAUCUCUGUUAUAAACGUUCCACCUGCCAACACCAGCUCGGCACCUCCCUGGGAUACCGAUUUCUGACCAUUCCAUUGUCGGUGAUAAACGAAUAACGAGGUCUGAGUGGUAUGCGGAUACACAAGUUUGCUGGAAUCUGAAGCAACACACAGUGCACUGGGGAAACCAAGCAUGUCAGGCAACACUUGUGGACUGACCCUUCACGAGGACUGUAAAGAAGAACAAAAUUACUGGUAUAAAACAGAUGCAAGGAAGGCGUGGAGAAAGAGCUGAUGGUUGUCAUCUAUCGUCUAUUACCUGCAACAAUCACCUGCUUGCCAAGUUUCUCCAGCAUAUUGUAUAUUGCUUCUAGUAGCACGUGCACUUUGCCGGUAUCUCUGGUUUAUAUUACACCAUCCAGCAAUUCAGAUGUUAUUUAUUAGAGUUUACAGCAAAAAAAUUGUGACUAUAUCCCCAGAAUUGAAUAGACAAUAUAGAGCUACUUUGUGGAAUGGACUGAGAACUGUUGAUCAUCUCACUACUUAUGAAACAGAUCAUUAUAAGGGAAAGCCAGUAUCAGAAAUAGAAAUAGAUGCUUUCGAGGAGUAUUUUAAUCAUAAAGAGAAGGCAUUAUUUGACAUGGUUGCCGAAUAUUUUCCUAGUAUCAUAUUUUGCUGGUCUGCACAUUGAUACAAAAUAGAAGGAUGAGAAUUCUGCUUGGUUACCCAAAUAAUACGGGUAUCUGUGAUAAUAUUGUAUAUCCCAAAGUUGCAUGAUUGUUAACCGACACAAAAUGCUAUAAUUUUUAAGGAGGUAAUAUCAGCAGCAUAUUGCUGUAUUUUUUUAAUUAUAUAAUCACCUUCAAUAAACUAUUUGAGACUCUCACCUUGACUCAUACUUGGUACACGGAAUGGCAUACAAUUGUAAAAGCGUAGGCAUUAAGCUUGUGACAAAACUUGUUCAUAUUGCAUAAAAAUAUAGCUUUCAUAAACACUAGAGCUUCUGCAGGUGCUGGAAAUCCAAAGUAACAUAUGUAAAAUGCUGGAGGAACUCAGCAGGCCUAUGGAGAGGGAAAAACAGUCAGCAUUUCAGGCUGAGACCUUUGAAAAGUGAAAAGUAACAGACCCAACACUGAAUCUUACAGAACACCAAUAGUCACUGGCAGCCAUCCAGAACAGACCCUUUCAUUCCCAUCCACUGCUUUCUGCCAGGCAGCCAGUUUUCUGUCCAUGCUGGUAUUUUUCCUGUACUACCAUUAGUGACUGUACUCUUUUCCAUAGAUGCUGUGGGCCCAUUGAGUUCCUUCAGCAUUUCGUGUGUGUUGCUCAGAUUUCCAGCAUCUGCAGGU